Molecule: messenger RNA, 963 nt
Organism: Microcebus murinus (gray mouse lemur)
Lineage: Eukaryota; Metazoa; Chordata; Mammalia; Primates; Cheirogaleidae
Product: olfactory receptor 10D3-like
Biological process (GO): G protein-coupled receptor signaling pathway
Cellular component (GO): membrane
Molecular function (GO): G protein-coupled receptor activity; olfactory receptor activity
Source: RefSeq, a predicted model, not a curated record
UCUAUACUGCCUCUAGUGUUAUCUCUUCAUUUUUACUUGGGAAGAAACAGAUGAAUAUUUACCCAAACUUCACACAUUAGUGACAGAAUUGGACUGACGCCUGUUUAGAAGUUCUUUACAGUGUAUAGUUACUAUCGGUUUCCAACAGGUUCUGUGAAGACACUGGAUUUGGGGGGAACCUCGUCUCGGUGAGGCCAUUCUUUGAUCUUCCAGGACUGAGCAGACAUGACGAUGAGGAACCACACCCCAGUCACCGAGUUCCUCCUGAUGGGCAUCCCGCACACAAGAGGGCUGGAAAACGUGCUCUUUGUCUUGUUUCUGGCCUUCUACCUGCUCACUCUGCUGGGGAAUCUGCUCAUUCUCCUGGCCAUCCUCUCUUCCUCUAACCUCCACACCCCCAUGUAUUUCUUCUUGGGAAACUUGUCAGUGUUCGACAUAUUUUUCCCUUCAGUGAGCUCCCCCAAAAUGACGCUCUGCCUCAUGGGGCAAAGCAGGGCCAUCUCUUACGGGGGCUGCGCCUCCCAGCUCUUCUUCUACCAUUUCCUGGGCUGCACCGAGUGUUUCCUCUACACCGUGAUGGCCUACGACCGCUUUGCGGCCAUCUGCCACCCUUUGCGACACACCGUCAUCACGAGCCGGCGGGCGUGCGCCAUCGCGACUCUGGGCGCCUGGAUGGGGAGCUGUCUGCACGCGUCCGUCCUCGCAUUCCUCGUCUUUAAGUUGCCCUACUGUGGCCCCAACGAGGUGGAUAAUUUUUCCUGUGACGUUCCAGUGGUGCUGGCCCUGGCCUGUGCCGACACCUCCCUCGCACAGACGCCCUACACUGGAAGCUCACUAUGUCACUGGGCUAUGUCCUGUGGAUAUAACAGUGAAUAGGACACACGUAAUCCCUACCCUUAUGCAGCUGUCCAUUGUCUGGAAGAGAAAUUCAUUGAAUAGGAUGAAAACUCUUGGAAGCAAAAA